UUUUAAGGAGGAAAACCCAUUGACUGUUUACUCUGUAGACCAGAACAGAUUCUGAUACACCGUGAUGGUGUGGGGCUAUCAGAACUGACAGCAGAGUGUACGCUAUCAUUUGGAAACUGCUUGUGGGACUGGUAAAAAAUGAAAGCUCCCAUUCCUCUUCUGAUCCUGCUUCAUGCCGUUGUGGUCCAUUGCCUGAAAGUGGUGUCGAAGAGAGGCUCAGUGGAAGGCUGCACAGAUUGGUCAGUGGACUACCUGAAAUAUAAGGUGCUUCUGGGGGAACCUGUACGGAUUAAGUGUGCUUUAUUCUAUGGAUAUAUACGGGCCAACUACACCCAUGCGCAGAGCGCAGGACUUAGCCUUAUGUGGUACAAAAGUGCAGGACACGGGGACUUCGAGGAACCCAUCAGUUUUGACGGCACAAGAAUGAGCAAGGAGGAGGAUGCCAUAUGGUUUCGACCAGCAGAGUUGGACGAUGUGGGGUACUAUUCCUGCGUAUUAAGGAACUCCACAUACUGCAUGAAGGUGUCCAUGUCUCUCACAGUGGCGGAGAAUGACACAGACCUCUGCUACAACUCCAAAAUGAGGUUCUUUGAGAAGGCAGAACUAAGCAAAAGCAAAGAAAUCACCUGCCCAGGCAUUGAGGAUUAUAUACAGCCGGGAGUUGAGCCUGAGAUUGUGUGGUACAAGGAAUGCAAGCCAAAGCAAUGGAGACAAACCAUAGAAAGGAGGAGGGAUAUUCUGUCAAUCAAGGAAGUACGUGAAGAUGACAUUGGGAAUUACACCUGCGAAUUACAGUUUGGGAACUUUGUGGUACGGAGGACUACUGAGCUGUCCGUCACAGCUCCCCUGACAGACAAGCCGCCAAAAAUCCUUUUCCCUUCAGAGAGCCAAAUGAGCGUCAUAGAGAUGGCAAUAGGAACCCCUGUCAACCUGACAUGCAGAGCCUUCUUUGGAUACAGCGGGGACGUCAGUCCACUUAUCUACUGGAUGAAGGGGGAUAAGUUCAUUGAGGAUCUGGAUGAGGAGCGGGUUCAGGAGAGUGAAAUCAAGACGAUCCGGGAGCACUUGGGGGAGCAGGAGGUCUCCAUCUCCCUGACCAUUGACUCCCUGGAGGAGAGCGACCUGGGCAACUACUCCUGCUACGUGGAGAAUGGCAACGGGCGGCGACAGGCCAACAUCCAGCUCACCAAGAAAGCAGAGCUGAUGUACACAGUGGAGCUGGCCGGAGGUCUGGGAGCCAUCCUGCUGCUGCUGAUCUGUCUUGUGACGCUGUACAAGUGCUACAGGAUCGAGCUCAUGCUCUUCUACAGGAACCACUUUGGCAGUGAGGAUAUAGAUGGAGAUAACAAGGACUACGACGCUUACCUGUCCUACACCAAAGUGGACCCGGACCAAUGGAGCCAGGAGACCCGAGAGGAGGAGCGUUUUGCCCUGGAGAUCCUCCCCGACGUGCUGGAGAAGCAUUAUGGGUAUAAACUCUUCAUUCCAGACAGGGACUUGAUCCCCACAGGAACCUACAUCGAGGACGUAGCGCGCUGCGUGGACCAGAGCAAGCGCCUCAUCAUCGUCAUGACGCCCAGCUAUGUCGUGCGGAGGGGGUGGAGCAUCUUUGAGCUGGAGACGAGGCUGCGCAACAUGCUGGUGACCGGCGAGAUCAAGGUCAUCCUGAUCGAGUGCGCUGAGCUGCGCGGCAUCAUGAACUACCAGGAAGUGGAGGCCCUCAAACACACCAUCAAGAUGCUGACGGUCAUCAAGUGGCGCGGGCCGUCCAGCAACAAGCUCAACUCCAAGUUCUGGAAGCAGCUGCUCUACGAGAUGCCCUUCAAGCGCAUGGAGCCCCUGAGCAUCUCCCACGAGCAGGUGCUGGACGUCGCGCGCCAGGCGCCCCUUCAGCGAACUCCAGUACCCGUCCUCGGCAUCUCCAUGGCGGCAGCCACCUCCACCGCCAUGGCGACGGCACACCCGGACUUGCGCUCGACCUUCCACAACUCUUGCCACACCCAGAUGAGGCAGAAACACUAUUACCGUAGCUACGACUACGACCUGCCCCCCGGCGGCACGCUCCCGCCACUCUCCUCUCUAGGCAACCAGCACACUUACUGCAACAUCCCCAUGACGCUCAUCAACGGACAGCGGCCGCAGUCCAAGUCGCCGCGCCAGCAGAGCCUGGAGGAGGCCCACGGCAACAACGCCAUGCUGCCGCUGCUGCCCAGAGAGACCAGUAUAUCCAGUGUCAUCUGGUGA
Molecule: messenger RNA, 2244 nt
Organism: Morone saxatilis (striped sea-bass)
Lineage: Eukaryota; Metazoa; Chordata; Actinopteri; Moronidae
Product: interleukin-1 receptor accessory protein-like 1
Exons: 11
Coding region: 139-2244 (701 amino acids)
Biological process (GO): negative regulation of exocytosis; signal transduction
Molecular function (GO): interleukin-1 receptor activity
Source: RefSeq, a predicted model, not a curated record